Molecule: messenger RNA, 1947 nt
Organism: Capra hircus (goat)
Lineage: Eukaryota; Metazoa; Chordata; Mammalia; Artiodactyla; Bovidae
Gene: RARS2
Product: arginyl-tRNA synthetase 2, mitochondrial
Exons: 20
Coding region: 48-1784 (578 amino acids)
Biological process (GO): arginyl-tRNA aminoacylation; mitochondrial translation
Cellular component (GO): mitochondrion; cytoplasm
Molecular function (GO): ATP binding; arginine-tRNA ligase activity
Source: RefSeq, a predicted model, not a curated record
GCGAAGUUCUGGACCUUCCAGCUGGAACCCGCUUCGUGGAGUCAGACAUGGCGUGCGGUUUCCGCAGGUCCAUCGCCAGUCAGCUUUCCAGAGUGUUGGAUCUUCCACCAGAAAACUUGAUCAAGUCAAUAUCUGCAGUUCCUAUUUCCAGAAAAGAAGAGGUAGCUGACUUCCAGCUUUCUGUGGAUUCUCUAUUGGAAAACAACAAUGACCAUUCAAGACCAGAUAUUCAAAUUCAAGCCAUGAGACUGGCAGAGAAGCUAAAAUGUGACACAGUGGUGAGUGAAAUCAGCACUGGUCAAGGGACUGUAAAUUUCAAAAUCAACAGAGAACUGUUAACAAAGACAGUACUGCAACAGGUGAUUGAAGAUGGCUCAAAAUAUGGAUUAAAAAGUGAACUUUUUUCUGGCCUCCCCCAGAAGAGGAUCGUGGUUGAAUUCAGUUCACCUAAUGUUGCCAAAAAAUUUCACGUUGGACAUUUGCGUUCUACCAUCAUAGGAAAUUUUAUAGCAAAUCUCAAAGAAGCUUUAGGACAUCAAGUAACAAGAAUAAAUUAUCUUGGUGAUUGGGGCAUGCAGUUUGGUCUUCUGGGAACUGGCUUCCAGCUGUUUGGCUAUGAAGAAAAACUCCAGUCCAGUCCUUUACAGCAUCUCUUUGAAGUUUAUGUACAAGUUAAUAAAGAAGCAGCGGAUGAUAAAAACGUAGCACAAUCAGCACAUGAGUUCUUCCAGCGACUGGAACUAGGCGACAUGCAAGCACUUGCACUGUGGCGGAAAUUUCGGGACCUGAGCAUAGACGAGUACAUGCGGAUUUACAAGCGUCUAGGAGUACACUUUGAUGAAUAUUCAGGAGAAUCGUUUUAUCGUGAAAAAUCUCAAGAAGUCUUAAAGUUGCUGGACAGUAAAGGACUCCUGCAGAAAACACUAAAAGGCACUGCUGUAGUAGAUCUUUCAGGGAAUGGUGACCCCUCCUCAAUUUGUACUGUAAUGCGAAGUGAUGGGACGUCUCUGUAUGCAACCAGAGAUCUUGCAGCUGCUAUAGAUAGAAUGGAAAAGUAUAAUUUUGAUAAAAUGAUCUAUGUGACAGAUAAAGGGCAAAAAAAGCAUUUUCAGCAAGUGUUCCAGAUGCUGCAGAUCAUGGGAUAUGACUGGGCAGAAAGGUGCCAGCACGUGCCCUUUGGCGUAGUGCAGGGAAUGAAAACUCGGAGAGGAGAUGUUACUUUUCUGGAAGAUGUUCUAAAUGAGAUUCGAUUGAGGAUGCUACAGAACAUGGCUUCUAUUAAGACGACCAAAGAGCUGGAGAAUCCCCAGGAGACAGCAGAGCAAGUGGGACUCGCAGCCCUCAUCAUUCAGGACUUCAGAGGUUUCCUGCUGUCUGACUAUCAGUUCAGCUGGGAUCGGGUUUUCCAGAGCCGCGGGGACACUGGAGUCUUCCUGCAGUACACACACGCCCGCCUCCACAGUCUGGAAGAGACUUUUGGAUGCGGUUAUCUCAAUGACUUCAACACUGCCUGCUUACAGGAGCCACAAUCUGUUUCCAUUCUCCAGCAUCUUCUCAGGUUCGACGAGGUACUUUAUAGGUCAUCUCAAGACCUUCAGCCCAGGCACAUUGUCAGCUACCUUCUAACUCUAAGUCACCUCGCUGCGGUGGCACACAGAACACUACACAUCAGAAACAGUCCUCCUGAGGUGGCUGGGGCCAGACUUCACCUUUUCAGAGCUGUCCGCUCAGUCUUAGCCAACGGAAUGAAACUUCUUGGAAUAACACCCGUAUGUAGAAUGUAAUUUCUAAUUAAAUUGCUUUUAAAAUACUAAAUUCUAGUUAUCUAUUCUUAUAUGCCUUGCUAUUUAGAAUAGAACUGAAACUGUUAUUCUGUGUCAGAAUCUAUUUUAUUGUCUACAUUUUAUUAAGUGAUUUGUCAACUUAUUAAAUCUUUAUCUUUUAAAA